GUGAACAUGGCGUCCGCCGCACGCCCUUCCUUUUCUCUUGGGAACGAGACCCUGAAGGUGCCCCUGGAGCUCUUUGCCCUGAACAGGCAGCGCCUGUGUGAGCGUCUGCGGAAGAACAAGGCAGUGCAGGCCGGCUCAGUUGUGCUGCUGCAGGGUGGUGAGGAGACACAGCGCUACUGCACAGACACCUCCAUCAUCUUCCGCCAGGAGUCCUUCUUUCACUGGGCAUUUGGUGUCAUCGAGUCUGGCUGCUAUGGUGCCAUUGCUGUUGAUGACGGGAAGUCCACCUUGUUUAUUCCCAGGCCUGCCAGCUAUGCCACCUGGAUGGGAAAGAUCCAUUCUAAGGAAUACUUCAAGGAGAAAUAUGCCGUGGAUGAUGUCGUGUACACGGAUGAGAUUGCCAGUGUCCUGACAUCACGGAGUCCCUCUGUCCUUCUCACCUUGCGUGGCGUCAACACGGACAGCGGCAGCGUCUGCCGGGAAGCGUCCUUUGAGGGCAUCAGCCAGUUCAGCGUCAACAACACCAUUCUGCACCCUGAGAUCGUUGAGUGCCGAGUGUUCAAGACAGACAUGGAGCUGGAGGUUUUGCGCUACACCAAUCGGAUCUCCAGCGAGGCCCACCGGGAGGUAAUGAAAGCUGUAAAAGUGGGAAUGAAAGAAUAUGAGAUGGAAAGCCUGUUCCAGCACUAUUGCUACUCCCGAGGUGGCAUGCGUCACACCUCUUACACCUGCAUCUGUUGUAGUGGUGAGAACGCGGCUGUGCUGCACUAUGGACACGCUGGGGCCCCCAAUGAUCGCACAAUCCAGGACGGAGACAUGUGCCUGUUCGACAUGGGCGGAGAGUAUUACUGCUUUGCUUCAGACAUCACCUGCUCCUUUCCUGCCAAUGGCAAAUUCACGAAGGACCAAAGGGCCAUCUAUGAGGCAGUGCUGCGCAGCUGCCGAGCGGUCAUGAGUGCCAUGAAACCAGGUGUCUGGUGGCCUGACAUGCACCGUCUAGCUGACCGCGUCCACUUGGAGGAGCUGAUCCGCAUCGGCGUCCUGAGUGGUGGCGUGGACGCCAUGGUCCAGGUCCACCUGGGAGCUGUGUUCAUGCCUCACGGGCUCGGCCACUUACUGGGCCUUGACGUGCACGACGUGGGAGGCUACCCUGAGGGUGUGGAGCGCAUCGAUGAGCCAGGCCUACGGAGUCUGCGCACGGCACGGCACCUGCAGCCAGGCAUGGUGCUCACGGUGGAGCCGGGCAUCUACUUCAUCGACCACCUCCUGGACCAGGCCCUGGCCGACCCCGCCCAAGCCUGCUUCUUUAACCGUGAGGUCCUGCAGCGCUUCCGCGGUUUUGGCGGGGUCCGCAUCGAGGAGGACGUCGUGGUGACCGACGGUGGCAUGGAGCUGCUGACCUGUGUGCCCCGUACCGUGGAGGAGAUCGAGGCCUGCAUGGCAGGCUCCGACAAGGCCUUUACACCUUUCUCUGCUCCCAAGUAGAGCCAGACGCCCUGCGAGAGCCGGGCCUGGCUUGCAGCCUCUCCCCGAGUCAGCCUGCUGAUUGGCCCUCCGGUGGGGAGAGCCAGUGCUCAGGAAUCAUAGCUGCCACCCACCGUGAUCCUCGCCGAACCCUGCCGUUCCUAACUGCCUGCGACGUUUACCCAGUAAGUUCUGUGCUUUGUUUAAAUGACAGCAACCGAAAAUGCUGAUUGGAAAUAAUACCUUAAUAGCAACCGGGCUGUGUCUGUCAUUUGUGUUCCUGUUCUCAGUUGAGAACCGCGCUGAGAGCUGCGGUGUGGCCCAGUGGUAGCGCCAAUGCGCAGGGCCCUGGGUUUGAUCCCUACGUGAGGAAGGGCGGGAACACAGCUGAGUGCAUCACACAUCUUCUCCUUUCUGCAGACAUUUCAAACCCAAACUGCCUGUUCCCCAUAUUUUCUGAUUAUCAAGCAAGUGGA
Molecule: messenger RNA, 1940 nt
Organism: Castor canadensis (American beaver)
Lineage: Eukaryota; Metazoa; Chordata; Mammalia; Rodentia; Castoridae
Gene: Pepd
Product: peptidase D
Molecular function (GO): manganese ion binding; metalloaminopeptidase activity
Source: RefSeq, a predicted model, not a curated record